CCUCCGGGCCUUACCGGGUCUCCGCCUGGUAGGGGGGGAGGGGCGGCGGCCGAGGGAGGGAGGCAGGCGACGCGGAAAGGGGACUUGGGGAUGGGGCGCUGGACGCGCUAACGAGACCUACUGGGAGGAUUUGCGUCUCCAGCGGGUCCUGGAGCGACUGGGAGUGCCGGGACAGGAGGCAGGUCUUGGCCUAGUUUGCUUGCUGAAAUAGAGCCUUAUCUCGAGGAAAUCAAUGUGCAGGAACAAAAUGGAAGUCGAGGUUUGGACAGAGUUGUCACUUCCCCAACUUGAGUGGUGCGGGCUGGGGGCGGAGACUCGGGACUGAGGAGAGGCCCCUUCUCCCACCUCAGCUCCUUUCCCUGGACUUCCAGAAGGAAAAUUACCCUCCUCACCCCCCUUCCUCCUCACACCCAUCCCCACUCGCCUGCCGGCCCCUUUCCCCAACCCUUUUCCCCUUUAUGUGAGAGACGCCUAACUCCCGAGCCAGUGGAGUCGGUCCCCUCGCCCCUCCCGCUUCCACGCCGGUCCCCCCUCCGGCCAUCGCUACUGCUACCACCUCGGUUCCACUCAAUCGAUUUUUGCUGCAUGUCAACACUUAUUACCGAAAGUGGCCCGCGGAUGCUGGGACCUGAGGUGCCAGGACUAAGGCUUGAGGUGGCUCCCGUAGAGCUCCAGCCUGCCUCUACCCAUGUUUCCUCGGUCCAGAAGCAACAAAGCCUUUCUGCCUCCGCUGACAGUUUGCAGCAGCGCGGGAUCCCCUCGCACGCAGUCCUAGGCAGGAAUCUUUAUCCUCUUGGUUCUCGGGAGAUGAGACCUAGAACCGUCUCUGCUGUCCCUGAGAAGGCGGUGGCGCAGCAUAUCGAAUGUGACUUGGAACCCAGACUAGUGGCAACGCAGUUCCUGGGCGCUUUCCCCCGCUCUGCUUGCGUCAACAGCCGCCUCAACUCUGCUGCUCCUGGCCAGUGUCUGGGUGGGGUUGCUGCACCCGGUUGAAGCUCGAUGGCAUCUUUCUUCGUCCUCCGGGGUGGACCGGCAGGGCCUUUCCUGGCGUCACUUCACGCGGCCGCCUGCGCCUGGUGGACGGCGAGUCUCCCACGGAGUCACCGCGCUCCGUGCGCGCACGCGCGCGGGGGCGCGGCUGGGCACAGACGCGGGGACCGUGCGGGCCGACCCGAGUGCCAAGGAAGGGGCUUUGCCUGCCAGGGCCCAAGGUUACAGACGACAGGUCACUUUGUUAGAAAAUAAUAGAAUAUCAAACAAAAGAAAGUGAAGUAAAACCCUUCUUGUGCGCACGCUGGGCCUGGGGCGGUGUUACUUCACAGGGCUGUCCUGACCUCAGCGCCUCCGGGCCCUGCUUAAAACCCGUGAAAUCUUAGGAGCCGCUCUUAUCUGAUGAGGCGGGGCCUUGUUGUCUGCUUCUCGACAGAAAAAAAAAAAAAAAAUCCCUCCUGCGAAGGCUGGGCUGCAGCUCCUGGCGCGAAGCUCCCGCCCAGCCCGGAGCCUCCUCUGCCGGCGCAGCCCGGCCGCCUGUCACCGCCCAGCGCCAGGAGACGGCAGUCUGGACAGCUGAGCAGGACCUUUUGGACUCCUGGUUUCCGGGGGCCACAAGGCCCAGCUCGUAGAAGGACCCGAGGAGCCGCCGCGCCACCUGAACGUGCCCCCAAGAGCGCCUUGGCCUUGGGCCUCCCUGGCCGCCCGAACCAAGGCUCCGGCACAGCCGGGCGCUGCGCUGUCAUUGACCAGAACAGCUGCUCUGUCUUCAUGCUCAAUUUUUGGCCGGCGACAUGGGAGAAGGGCGGUGGCAAGACGUGCUGCCUCGUAUUAUCCCGACGGUAUUUUCAGAGGCCCCCGGAGAUGCCGCGGCCCAGAAGGCAACCCACGCACCUCCGGGGACCCCUCUCGGGUCCCUCCCCCGGUGUGGGCACGUCCCUCCGGAUAACGAACCCGGAAUCUAAGCCGCAGCUGCCGCCGCGCGCCCACCUCCGGCCGCAGCCCCAGGCGAGCAUCGAAGCCGGAGGCCGGGGCCAGUCGGGGGCCCUCGGGGUCCAGCCAGGCGCCGGGCCCGCCCUCGCCCCGCGUCCCCCGCGCCCCCACACGCGCCGCUCCUGCCCCGGGCGGCGGCGUCGUGGGCGGUCGGGGCCCGCCUGCCCGGCCUCGCCGCGGUGCCUCCCUGCCGCGUGCUGGGCCCGGUCGGCCGCUGCUCUGCGCUCCGGCGCCGGCCUCUGGAGGCCUGGACCCCGGGGAGCCCUGCCGCGUCCCUUCUCACCCUCUCGGGCUCCGCGCUGUCACUCCCAGGCCGCCAUAUACCUUGAAUGGGUCCGCCCUGCCUGCUUCCCUCGAGCCCUCUCCAUGCCCUGAGGUUGAACAUUAACCGGCCGGAGCUAUAGAGUGGGGUAAAACGUUACAUAUAAAAAUGA
Messenger RNA from Equus quagga, 2417 nucleotides. Its product is annotated as translation initiation factor IF-2-like. The coding region runs from base 1393 to 2358 and encodes 321 amino acids. Lineage: Eukaryota; Metazoa; Chordata; Mammalia; Perissodactyla; Equidae. The transcript is spliced from 2 exons. The record is from RefSeq and is a predicted model, not a curated record.